CUUUAUGGACAUUUCAACACUUCUUUCAAGAAAGUUCAUUUUUUUCCUCUCUGCACUUUUCUUUGAACGGCUAUUCAGCUUUGCAGACAUAAACUGAGAAUCAUCAGACACUGAAAUGUCAUCUACAGUGAAACAAGCAGUUUCAGAGCUUUCUCUACCAGUCCCAUGGGGGGAGAUCAGAGGCAAAAUCUGGGGUCCCGAUCACGGUCGUCCUGUGCUGUGCCUGCAUGGCUGGGCUGACAACUGUGGUACCUUCAACACUCUCAUUCCCCAUCUACCCAAGGAGUGCAGAUACGUGGCGGUGGACCUGCCAGGUCAUGGUCUGUCAUCUCAUCGUCCUCCUCGAGUCUUCUACUCCUUUUCUGCAUAUGUGGCGGAUGUACGCAGGGUUGUUAACGGUCUUCAGUGGACAAAAUUCUCCAUCAUAGGCCACAGUAUGGGUGGCAACAUUGCUGCGAUGUUCAGUGCACUGCAUCCUGAUAUGUUGGAAGCCAUCGUUCUCCUGGAUGCUUUUGGAUUUUUACCUAUAAAUCCAACAGAAAUAUCCAAAGUGCUGAGGCAGGGGAUGGAUGAGAUGCUGCAGUUUGAAAAACAGACAGAAGACAAGAGAAGAGUUUACACUUAUGAGAAGGCAUUUGAGAGGUUGUUAGCUGCCAACCCGAUUCUGUCUGAAGAGUCUGUGAACAUCCUUUUAGAGCGAGGUCUAGUUCAAGUUGAAAGAACAGGAUUUGUGUUCUCCAGAGACCUGCGAGUAAAUUUUAAAAACAUAGAGCGUAUCAGUCUGGAGCAGAGUCUGAAGAUGCAGUCCAGGACACAAGCCUCUGUCCUAGUUAUUCUAGCAGACGAAGGCUUCGGUAAAACAUUUCCAGAAUCAGGCCAACAGAAACUGACCAACACGCUUCUCCAAGGCUAUCGUGGCAGAACUCACACAGUGGUGACAGUACCAGGCGAUCAUCACGUCCAUCUGAAUAAUCCUGAAGUCAUUGCUCCGUUUGUGUCCAAUUUCCUGCAGACCAAAGUGCUCUCACAGCAGCUGCCAGCUUAGUGGAUGGAUGCCAAAGUUAAACCAACGCACAAAUACAUCUUCAUUGUAAAGAUUUUACCCACUACACAAUUUCAUUAGCCACUUGGAAUAAUCAUGUCUGAAUGUGGAAAUGUCAAAUGAAUCCAAUAUUGCUAAAAUGAAAUUGCUGCUGGAUUAAAUUUACAUCAGUUAAGUCUUUUUUUGUAAACUCUCUCUAUUAGUUUUGUAAGUAAGAAUACAAACAGAAGAAGAACAAUGUAGGUCCAUAGAUCAUUAUAUUGUGGUAACUGGGGACACGACUUUAAAAUAAAUACCUCUUAAAAAUACACGAUUGUGGAAAAAAAGAACAUUAAACAGUCCUUUAUCUAAUGACCGCAGGACAGAAUAAGUGAAAAUUCUGUCUGUCUGAAGAUGUUUCCAUUUUUGUUGCAUUGUUUAACUGUUUAGUGUUAAUUUCAAAAUGGUGUCUGUGUGAAUUUAUACUACACUGACUUUGCUCGUGGCAAUAAUACCUUCUACCUCGUCUGCUUCCUGGAAAAAAUAUUGAUUGUUCACAUGAUUCAUGAUGUUUAGGUUUAAUUUGUAUUGGUAAUGUUAAGUUCCAUUUUGAUAAGAUUUGUUGGACUGUGAAAACACACGAGACAGCAGUGGAAAUAAAUCAGGACCUCAUUGUUCUGUCUGAUAUACUGUGUCUUAUGAUUAUAUAUAUUUUAUAAUAUAUGAUUAUAUUGCCAAUACACCAAACAAAAUGAAACAAAUUCCGAAACCGAUGAACCAAAAAACUUACUAAGAUCAUGAUUGAUUCAAAUCAGCUUCAGCGUUCAGGUUCAGGUCUGUAUUGUUUAAACAACAUUGUCAUUCCUUUGUGUAAUUUAUUCAGUUCUGAAGUCACAUGGCUUCAUUUCUGCUGCCAGAUAUCAUGGCUCUUCAUUUGAUGCCGAUCUCUGUAAUUCAGCAGCUUUCCAAUGAUCGAAUCCAAUGCUUGAGCUAAAAAUGUCAUUAAAACCAAUGACAUCCUCUGACAACUUUUCAGUAUGUAGGACAUCUUCUAUGUAUGCAGCUUUUGUCUCAGAAACAGCAACAAAUUUAUUUUUUUUAAGCAAUUUUUUUCCUGCUUUUACUCAGGGGGAGUGACUCCAUAAAACACUGCAGCUGCCGCCAGUCAGCGCAGAUAUGAGAGGUGCUGCUCACACAAAAAUGCCCCCCUCCCUCUCAAUGUCACAUAAACUGUGUGAUGGCCUCGGUGUUAAAUGGAGUGGAAUUGAUUUUACGCAGCAAGCAGCAAGGCGGCAAGCAUCCAGAGACAUCUGAAGGGCCUGCCCCCCCUCUCCCCCUGCUUUCUCAUCCAACUCCCUUCUCUUACUCUCACCCCACCAAAAAAAAAAGAUUAUAGUUAUAUAAGUUUCCCUCCCACUCCCUCCAUCCUCUCAGCCAUCAGCAGGGGUGUUGUCAUAGCAACCCCCACCCCUCCUUUGAACGUCAGAGCCGGGAGCUGGAGGAUGAAGCCGCAUGCAGCUUCUGUCUCUUGUGCCUCUCAGAGAGCACCUGUGAUUUUAGCCGUCUCACAUGCAAUAGUAGGGGCUGCUGUGCUGCAUCUGGAUAUAAUCUAAUGAUUGAUUUGAUUCACGGCUGCUGUGCAUCGCAUACC
Molecule: messenger RNA, 2672 nt
Organism: Scomber scombrus (Atlantic mackerel)
Lineage: Eukaryota; Metazoa; Chordata; Actinopteri; Scombriformes; Scombridae
Product: serine hydrolase-like protein
Exons: 12
Coding region: 116-1045 (309 amino acids)
Source: RefSeq, a predicted model, not a curated record